AUGAUUCAAAUAAAGAUGCCGCUUGAAAGUGGUGCUCGAGACGGGGACUCGAGUCCGCCCGGUCGCCGGAGGUGUCACUUCUUUCGGACAGAGUGUUAUGGAGGAGAGUUCGCGACGCCGAACGAGACGAUUCAUCCUUUGUUGAUGUGUCCCACGGAGCUGUACUGCCCCAAGGGCCAGACGAGGGCUGCACGAGAGAUGGGCAAGACUGGCGGAAAAACGUACCUUCGUCAGAAAGCGGCAACGCCGGAUCUGAAAGAGGUGGAACAGAAAAUGUAA
Protopolystoma xenopodis is the source of this 279-nucleotide messenger RNA. NCBI's taxonomy places the organism in Eukaryota, Metazoa, Platyhelminthes, Monogenea, Polystomatidea, Polystomatidae. The record is from the annotation of a GenBank genome assembly.